AUGGCGUACUACCAACAACAACAACAGCAGCACUCCGAUCCUACCUUCUUCACAGAGGACCACGACGAACCCCAACGGCCGCGAAUGGGCACUCGGGACGCCGCCAAGAUGAUUGCGAGGCAACGGCAGGAGAUUAUCGCCAGCGAGCUUUCCCGGAUAGCUGGUGACGAGUACUUGGAGGAUAUCAUGAAGCACAUGAGGCACAUGGAGGAUGAGACGAUGCCUGAUGCCAAUCUCAUCGACAUGCAAAGAGAGAUUCAAUGGUACAUGAGACCCUACCUCAUCGACUUUCUCAUCGAAGCCCAUGCUGCCUUCGCCCUCCUCCCCGAGACUCUUUUCCUCACUGUCAACCUCCUCGACCGGUACUGCUCAAAGCGUGUCGUCUACAAGCAACACUACCAGCUCGUCGGUUGUGCCGCUCUCCUGAUCGCCGCCAAGUAUGGUGACAAGAAGGACCGCGUGCCCCAGAUCCACGAACUCAACAACAUGUGCUGUGGCUUGUACGACGCCGGCAUGUUCACCCAGAUGGAGAUGCACGUCCUCAACACCCUCGAGUGGACCAUUGGCCACCCCACUGUCGACUUCUUCACCCAGCUCAUCGUCGCUGAGGAGCACGACAAGGUUGAGGUUGAGCACAUGGCUGCCUACAUCUGCGAGAUCGCCCUGUACCACCGCGACUUCGUCUCCACCAAGCCUUCCAUCAUGGCUCGCUCAUCCCUCGCCUUGGCAAGAGCGAUCCUUGGCGAGCCCGAGAUCAACGAUGGAGAGUGGGACCACGUUGAGAACGUCACCCUGCUGACUCUCUCUCAACACCUGCACAGCCCCUCCGUCGCCCUCGCGAGGAAGUACUCAUCAUCACACUUCUCCGGCGUCGCGAAGAAGCUUGCGUCUUUCAUGGCUCACCAAGCUAGCAUCGCGCGAGCCCAGUCGGGGGUCCCUCCGAGUCCGCCUUCUGAGUCCGCCUCAAAACACUCAAACAUCUACAGCACCCCCCAUAAAGGCCACGGAGCUGUCGCAGGAGUAGUAGAAGGAUACAUGACCCCGCCCAUCACCCCUGAUGGCGCCGCAUAUGGAACCGUGAACAAGGACGCAUACCCCAUGCCGCCGAGAUGUCCGGUCACCCCGACACCGCAACCCAACACAGCGGCGUACGCGCAACAACAAGUGCAGCAGCAAUACGCCCCCUUUGUACACCAACAUACGACGGGUCACCACAUGGCCUAA
Colletotrichum tamarilloi is the source of this 1224-nucleotide messenger RNA. RefSeq names its product cyclin domain-containing protein. Gene Ontology annotation, cellular component: cyclin-dependent protein kinase holoenzyme complex; cytoplasm; spindle pole body. The record is from RefSeq and is a predicted model, not a curated record. Lineage: Eukaryota; Fungi; Ascomycota; Sordariomycetes; Glomerellales; Glomerellaceae. Gene Ontology annotation, biological process: mitotic cell cycle phase transition; regulation of cyclin-dependent protein serine/threonine kinase activity. The coding region runs from base 1 to 1224 and encodes 407 amino acids. The transcript has 2 exons. Gene Ontology annotation, molecular function: cyclin-dependent protein serine/threonine kinase regulator activity.